Molecule: messenger RNA, 1163 nt
Organism: Spodoptera litura
Lineage: Eukaryota; Metazoa; Arthropoda; Insecta; Lepidoptera; Noctuidae
Gene: MED8
Product: mediator complex subunit 8
Biological process (GO): regulation of transcription by RNA polymerase II
Cellular component (GO): mediator complex; core mediator complex
Molecular function (GO): transcription coregulator activity; RNA polymerase II cis-regulatory region sequence-specific DNA binding
Source: RefSeq, a predicted model, not a curated record
GUUUUGUCCUUUCAGCUAGGUACUAACUAAAAACUACCGCAAAGUUAAUUUCGACUGCCGUCACCAUCACCACUCGACAGUCGACACUCUACCACUGGCAGUAUAGUCGACAAGAUCGUUUUGGAUACUCGUUUGCUAUAAAGAGAAAAAAGAAAUGUAAUGUAAUGAAAAUGGUGAAUGACAAAGAGUGUUUAUGUAUAGGGCAAAGAGUAUAAUAAGUAUUAUCGGUGAAUGACUGAUGAUCUUCCAAACAUAAAUGAUAAACUUUUUGUGAUGAUCUGUCUGAGGAAUAUAUACAAAGCAUUCUAAUAAUUUUUUUAUCUUGGAAUUUGUGUCAAUAAUAAAAAUGAACAUGCAACAAAGAGAAGAAAAACAACUGGAGACUACAAUUCAAGCCAUAUUAAUCAGAGUCAAUGAUUUGAAGACUGCAAUUCAGGCACUUAUAAACAAGCUGGAAACUGAAUACGAAACUAUAAACUGGCCUACAUUUCUGGAUAACUAUGCAAUUUUAUCAGGACAUUUGACUGGAUUAAGUAAGAUAUUACAAGUAGAGCUUGCAGCAUCACUGAAAUCUCGGAUUGUGUUGCCCUUACAAUUGAGCUGUGAACGUGAUGAAGCAUUGGCUCGACUAACUGAAGGCCGUGUUCCAGCAUGUACACAUGAUCUUGUUCCGGAUUUGUUGCGUACAAAACCAGAACCUCAGGCUGAACAAAGGCUACAGCAAUUUAACCAUAAAGCCAGUACUCUAAGCUAUGAUACUGCACAGAAACAAGUUGCUCAAUUCACCAAAGUGGUAAGCCAUGUUUGGGAAAUAAUAUCAAAAGGGCGAGAAGAUUGGGAUGGAGAUUCUAUGAGAUCAGCUGGUAUGCAACCAACCCAUAGCAUAUCUGACACCCACGCUUUGGUGACUGCUGUGGGUACUGGCAAAGGAUUGCGUCCAGGGAUCCCAUCAAUAGUACCACAAGGUGUAGCUCCAGGAAUGGGGCCAUCACGAGGCCCGGCCCCUCAACUUGGUCAAGCAGCUCCAUCUUUGCCAAAAGCACCUUCAGCUAUCAAAACCAACAUCAAAGCUGCCAACCAAAUCCAUCCAUAUCAACGUUAAGUUUUAAGUGUAAUAUUUUAUAAUUUUUGCUCUAAUAAAUAUGUGCUAAAAUUGAUACUUA